Vigna unguiculata (cowpea) is the source of this 945-nucleotide messenger RNA. RefSeq names its product GATA transcription factor-like protein. The record is from RefSeq and is a predicted model, not a curated record. NCBI's taxonomy places the organism in Eukaryota, Viridiplantae, Streptophyta, Magnoliopsida, Fabales, Fabaceae.
CAUUUAAUCUGAAGUUGAUCUCAUGGUGUUUCAAACAUUAGAAGUCCAAAAACAAAAACAAGGCAUAGAAACAAAGCAACAACGUUAAGAUGCAGUCAAGACUGUCGGAAGCAACAAGAAGAGCCUCUUGUGCAUUAUCUUCAACUACUCGUUUGAGUCUAAAACGUGAAUUUUGCUCCGGCACUCGAAGUCGAACUGCAGACCCUGAAAUUCAUUCAGGGGAACAAGAAGCUGGUCCCAGAGUUCACAGGGGACAACCCCAAGGUAUAAGUACAAAUGAUAAGGCUAAGAAUGAGGAGAUUGCUGAAACAGAACGCAGAGCAAGCAAAGCACACGAGAUGUUGAAGACUCCGAAAUCUCCGUGUGAACCUUCCCCGAAACUGAAGAGCGCGGGGGUGAACCAGCGAUUGGACCCAAUGAUUCAGCAAAAACGGGAGCAUACGUGGAAAGGUUUAGAAGAGGUGAGUUGUGCUGGGCUUGAUGGAAGUCCGUGGCCGGAGGAUGAAAACAAAGGGAAAGAGGACGAUAAAGAUUACUAUAAGCACCAUAAAGCAUCGCCCUUGUCGGAGAUAGAGUUCGUGGAUUCACGGAAGCCGAUAUCUCGAGCCUCUGAUAAGACCGCAGAUUCUGGAAGAGGGAUAGAUGUGAUCGGGUGGCUGCCGGAGCAGAUGGAGUCGGCGGAGGAGACACUGCUGAGGGCCGCGGAGAUGUGGCGGCAACGGGCCAUGCGUGGUGACCCUGAUGCACCUCAUUCGAGGGUUCUGAGGGCUCUUCGGGGCGAGGACUUCUGAGAAUCUUUUGCUAUGAAAGUCUUUUCAAACUGAAAAACAAUCAUACAAAUAGACCUUCGGAUCAAUAAUGGCAUGCUAAUCUCCCUGUACCUUUGAUAAAGUAUUUUAAUAUAGUUUUUAAAUGAUGAGUAAUAUGAUACAAUCAGUAUAAUCA